AUGAGUCUUUGGCUCCGUCUCCUUUACUUUGUGGCUGCUACCUUCUUCCGCAAGGUUGCCGUUGCAGAAGCCUUUGGCCACGUGGCUUACAACGACAGCUCCAAGUGCGUUGUGUACAAAGCCCUGCCCGCAUGCUUCGGGCCACAGCUCCCAGCAGAAGGGCUGGCAGGGUACCUGAUGAGGGCGAUACCACCAAAUGCUUGCCACGCCAUAGAGAAUCCCCCAGCGCCGAGGAAGGCCUCGGAGAAAUACAUCGCGCUCAUCCAAGGGUGCGGCUGCUCCUUUGCUGAGAAGGUCCUUCACGCCCAGCAGGCUGGCUACCAAGCUGCUGUUGUGUACAACGUGGAUUCAGAGCAGCUGAUCACCAUGACGUCUGAUGACAAAGAAAUCCAGCAGCAGAUUGAAAUACCAUCACUCUUCACCGGAGAAUCCGUCUCCCUUCACAUGGAAAAGGCCUUGCAAUGUGAGAAAGGGGUGUACAUCAGACUUCUACCACCCAAAUACUAUUUCGCUCCUUAUCAAGACAAUGCUAAGAUGCUGCAGGACACUCACAUCAUGCGGGACAUAUUCUACAUCACUAUUGCCAUUAUCUCAAUUGUGGUUGGCAUAAGGUGGUGCAAGAAGGCUCGUAAGACCAAGCUGUAUACGUACAAGCGAGGAGACAAGCACGACAGCUGUGUGAUCUGCAUGUCAGACUACAAGGAAGGGGACCUCCUGAAGAUCCUGUCCUGUUCCCACGCUUACCACUGCAGCUGCAUUGACACCUGGCUCCACACCCAGACCGGGAAGAAGACAUGUCCCUUCUGCAAGCAGCCUGUGAACACCCAUGGGCAGGGUGAGCUCCUGCUAGAACAGGCUCACGAGGAUGUGAAUGAGGAGGAAGAGGAGGAGGAGCAGGGCCAAGAAUACGAUGCAUUCAGAGAAGAGUAUGAAGAUGAGUAUGGAGACGGGGAGCAAGAUACCUCAAGCUCGGUGGAAGGGGAGGGCUUUGAUUUGCUGGAGAACAGUGCCAUUUGA
Molecule: messenger RNA, 1017 nt
Organism: Anas platyrhynchos (mallard)
Lineage: Eukaryota; Metazoa; Chordata; Aves; Anseriformes; Anatidae
Product: E3 ubiquitin-protein ligase RNF13
Biological process (GO): ubiquitin-dependent protein catabolic process
Cellular component (GO): nucleus
Molecular function (GO): ubiquitin protein ligase activity
Source: RefSeq, a predicted model, not a curated record